This is a messenger RNA of Phyllopteryx taeniolatus (common seadragon), 3570 nucleotides long. RefSeq names its product dynein axonemal assembly factor 4 (gene dnaaf4). The record is from RefSeq and is a predicted model, not a curated record. NCBI's taxonomy places the organism in Eukaryota, Metazoa, Chordata, Actinopteri, Syngnathiformes, Syngnathidae. Gene Ontology annotation, molecular function: nuclear estrogen receptor binding. The coding region runs from base 1015 to 2295 and encodes 426 amino acids. Gene Ontology annotation, biological process: outer dynein arm assembly; inner dynein arm assembly; heart development. The transcript is spliced from 9 exons.
UACCAUUACACAGCAAAUUGAGGGAUAACUAGUUUUGAAGGGUAAUAGUUUGUUUAAGUUACUGUAGAAGAACGGUUUGGUAACAGAAAAAUUCAAUAUCUCAUCAUUAUUGUUUAUUAUUAUGACAAUUUUGAAUUUGGCUACAGAUCUUAGCAAAAAUCGCAGAAGUUGACGAGCAUGAUUUGCUUUCAAGGGCCACAUAAAAGGAUGUGGCGGGCCGCAUCUGGCCCCAGGGCCUUGAGUCUGACACCAAUGCUUUUACACCAUAGAUGUUGCUCAGCAGCAGCUCAGCUGAGUACCAAAACCACAACAAAACGUUCGUGCACGAAUUUAUAAGUUACAUUACAUAAAUUCAUGAGAUGGCAUGAAUUAUAUGUUAUACGUAUACGUCAACUUUCACUCAUUCAUUUUCCGUACCGCGUUAUCCUCACUAGGGUUUUAUCCUCACAGCUUUUUUAUUAACGUUAAUUAAUUUUCUUUAAGGGAUGGAAAUUGAUCUGUAUGUCGCUAAACGGGAUCAAUGAAAUACUUUUUUGUUUGGAUUUUCUAUCUUUUCGGAUAGAAAUGUACUAUAACCACGCAUACAACCUGGCUGUUGUAUUCCAAAUGUCUUCCAAGCAACAGCGUACUCGACAAGGGUUCAUGUACUUCAUACUCGCGUUCCGCAUUCCGUCAUAUUCGACGUAUGACGUCACCCCUGAAGGUUUACUAAAUGUUAUCAAGUAAUGCUAUGCUCGACAUUGAAAUAUCCGAGCACAGAAAUACGACAAAACGCGCUUGUAACUGCCGUCGUUCAUUUCCCCCCGACUAUCGUGUCUCCGACGUACUUGAAGGCAACAUUUAGGAGUCCGUGGUCUCCAUAGCGACGAGACUCUGUCGUACAAUUUCCGUUUGCCUCUUGCAAAGUCGUCUUGAAUUGUGAAUUAAGCGUGGCUUGAAAGUUUGAUUUCGACAGCAACUGCGAAUACAUAACCAGAAAUAUCAACUCAUCAUUUCCGUGCAACGACAGUGUUUAUGUUGAAUCUGUGUACUGUAUUGUACUCGCAGGCCCCUAUCGAGAUGCCUUUGCUCGUGACGGACCACACGUGGACACAGACACUGUCAACGGUCUUCAUCAGCGUGCCUCUCAAAGGAGCCAAGAAGGUGGACAUUGUGUCGUCAGACGAGUACCUGAAGGUUCAUUUCCCACCAUUUCUGUUGGAAGUGUUCCCGUCUGAACUUGUUGAUGAUGACCAAAGCUCAGCAAAGAUUGGAAACGGCGUCGCAGUCAUCAGUUUGUCAAAGAGGACCAACAAACUGUGGGAGCAUUUGGCAAUAAGCACAUAUGAUAAAGAAACGAAAAGGGAGAUCCGAGAGAGAGCUCUGUCCAAAAUGCAGGAAAAGCUUGCUGCUGAGGCCAAAAACAGAUCGGAAAAAAAGCAUAAUGACAAGAAAUAUACUCUGAAGACAAUGAUGAACAUUGAAAGUGAAGAACAAGAAAGAAUCCAGAAGAUAAAGGAUGCUGAACGAGAGAGAACCACGGUUGAAAUCGAAGCAUGGCAGCUGAAGGAGACCAAAAAAGCUGAGGAAGAAGCGCGACUCAAACUCCAAAGUCAGACCAAUAAUUCAAAAGAAGUUAAAGCUGUGAAACAGAAUUGUGAGAAUGGCGGGUCAGGUGGAAUAAAUGUCAAAUUUGAUACAAGAAAUGUCAGCAAAGUAGAGAGAAAGACAAAGCAGAAGGAUCUUCCGGCACCGAGAGUUCCGGGAAACAUCGAGGUCUCCUUCACUCCUCGAGUUUUCCCCACAGCCCUCAGAGAGUCGCGAGUUGAGGAGGAAGAAGAGUGGCUGAAAAAACAAGCCGAGGCCAGGCGUGUAAUCAAUGCAGAUAUUGAAGAGCUGAAGUACUUAAGGGAGGAGGAGAAGAAUCCCGACUGGUUGAAAGAGAAAGGAAACGACUGUUUUGUAGCUGGAAACUACUUGAGCGCUUUGAACGCCUACAACCUGGCUAUCAGACUCAAUAGAAAGAUCCCAGCUCUGUUUUCAAACAGGGCUGCAUGUCAUCUCAAGUUACGGAACUUUCACAAAGCCAUUGAGGACUCCUCUCAGGCUCUUGAACUGCUGACUCCAGCCGUUUCUGCCAAUGCAGCUGCUCGAGCCAGAGCUCAUGUGCGUCGAGGCUCUGCUUUCUGCCAGCUCCAGCUCUACGCGGAAGGACUACAAGAAUACCAGACUGCUUUGAAGAUUGACCCGAACAAUGAAGGAGUGCAGACAGACGCACAAAAAAUUAGGGAUAUCAUUCAAGGCAGUGCAGAAUAAUAGCCUGUCCCAAAGUGAAAGCCAUAAUGUCAAAUGCUGUCUUAGUCAUUGUUUAUCCAGGCAUUUGAAUACAAUGGAACUUCCAAAGACAAACACAGUCUGUUCCAAUCCCGUGAUAGCGCCAAGGACCAAUCAAAGAAAACCUGUAUUCCAUAUUUAAAUUAUGGAAUAACAGCAGUCCAAUCAGAGCAAAACUUAUUGACAUAUUAAAUACGAAUGAGAAAUCCAGCUGUCUCUAUUGACCAAUAGCUUGACAAAGGACAUUCUGGGCAUUUCCAACCCAAAUUAUCUUGCAAACGCGAUGAAAGGACAUCAUAAGUGAUGAAAAAACUAUAGCAUGGGACCUUUAACUGACAUUUUAACAAUCUCAACUGUCAUACAAGUACAAAGAGAAGUUAACUCCUGUGGAAUAAAACUUUGAGUAAAUACUCACCUUGACAAUGCCUGACAGACGUACUAGAGGGUUAACAAGGUGAUCGCAGAGCACUACUGUCUCUACUGGCAUUUUACAGCUACUGCUGAAGUUAAUACGUAAGAAUGUCUGUGGGAAGGCUGACAAACUUGAGCUUUGAAGUUCCUUUGUCGGUAUGCACUGUUAAAAGUAUUAAGUAGUACUGUACUUCUGUACUCAACAUACUUCUUACCAACAAACAUCCAAUUUUAACUGCACAAUGUCACGCUUUCAUUUGCAGUGCUUGUCUAAACCUUACCACACAUAAAAAUAAUCAAUUUCAUGAAGUCAAACAAUGGGUAUGUUAGUGUUUAUCGUGUGCUGUACUUGCAUUGGCUUAAGUUCUCAAGCCUCUGAUCAUUGAUGGUUAAACAAUGUUGCAUUUGUAACAUUUGGUUGACUGCACGGCAAGCCCUUUGGGAAUUUUUUUGUAAUAUUUUGUUGUAAUUGAUGCAAAUGUUUUUUUUGUUUUUUUUUGAAACAGCAUAAACAAGAAAAGUGAUACAUACUGUUUGAAAGUCAUCUGAUCUGAACACAUCCGAACACCGCCAGGUGUGCACACUUCUGCAACCACAUUAUCUUAGCUGAUUCUUUUCACUUUCGCUCUCAAAAAGAUUUCUUUGUUUUUAUUCAAUUAAGUUGUACAGGUUAUAGGUCACAUUAACGAUGGGAAAAAGUUUUGAAAUAAUUUAUCUUGGUCUAAUUUUUUUUUACAUAAGAAAACUGGCAUUUGAACUAGGGUGUGUGGACUUUUUAUAUGCACAGUACUUUUGACAGGUAUACACUGGUCUGUAUACUAAAAAUAAAAGGUUCUGACUCAAGAA